Molecule: messenger RNA, 962 nt
Organism: Theobroma cacao (cacao)
Lineage: Eukaryota; Viridiplantae; Streptophyta; Magnoliopsida; Malvales; Malvaceae
Product: basic leucine zipper 43
Biological process (GO): regulation of DNA-templated transcription
Molecular function (GO): DNA-binding transcription factor activity
Source: RefSeq, a predicted model, not a curated record
UAGACAUGAUCUGCAUGAUAUUCAAGAGGUCUAAGCUUUAAGUAACUUUCACACUGUUGCUCUUAUUUGCCAAGAGUGGGACCAUCUCAACCUUUUCCCACUCUAUAAGAACCUCCCCUCCUUGAGCUUCCUUUCCCCUUCCAAACAAGAGCUUAGGUAAUUCAUCUUCUCCUCCAAGAUUUAGUCCCUUUUUUCCCUGGUCCAAGACAUGCAGCCGAGUGAGGUUUCAGGACUCCACUAUCUAGUUCCUUCCAAUCCAUCCCCAUAUUCAGCGCAUUUUGGCAUGAAUCAUAGCAACACACCCACAUUUGAGUUGAACAGAUUCUCAAAUCCCCUGUAUAAUUUCUAUAUCCCUCCUCAAUUUCAGGAAAUCAAUCCCCAUUCAUCAUGUCUUAGCAGCAACUCGACUUCGGAUGAAGCAGAUGAGCAACAACUAAGUCUCAUCAACGAGAGGAAGCAAAGGAGGAUGAUAUCUAAUAGAGAGUCUGCACGUAGAUCACGUAUGCGCAAACAAAGGCACCUGGAUGAGCUCUGGUCACAGGUAGUGUGGCUCCGGAAUGAGAACCACCAGCUUAUAGAUAAGCUGAACCAUGUUUCGGAGAGUCAUGACAAGGUUCUUCAAGAAAAUGCUCAGCUCAAAGAGGAAGCCUCUGAACUUCGUCAGAUGCUCUCUGACAUGCAAUUGAGUAGCCCUUACUCAACUUUGAGAGACCUGGAAGAUAUCGCCCUGGAACAUGGUUUAUCUGAAAACUGAGUCCUAAACCUGUUCAUCACAAAUUUUAUCUAAAUGCUAGGCCAAGACAGAGGCAACGGUCCUAUUUAUCCGUUUUCCAUUUUUGGUUCUUCUGAUAGGCGGAAGUCAACCGGUCUGUGCCUAGCUUUAAGAUGUAUGAGAUUAAGGAAAUGAGAAUAACAUGUUUUGGGCAAUUUCAUUUAAAUCCUCGAUUAUAGUCUUUUUGAUC